AUCUUCACGGGAUUCUGGUCUGUGUCCCAUCAUGGUCUCGAUUUACCAAAAUCUGUUCUGUACACUGAGUUCAUUUCGAGCUCUACUUGGUCCUCGUUCUUGAAUCGGUUUCAGCUCUUGCAGAUUCUCCCUCUGUGAUUCCAUGGAACUCACUCAGUCACGUAUCGACUCGAAUCUUCUGUGUCAACCGUUGAUCUUGUAGAAAUCUCGAUUGUAUUUCCGUUGACUUUUCUGUUUCAAACUCAAUGGCUCGGUCUCACUGGUUUUCGCUUCUCGUUGCACUUUCUUGCCUGGUACGGGCUCUAAACGCUAGCGAUGGUGAUGCUGAUCCUGUUUACCGUGCUUGCUUGGAGCAUUGCGAGAAAACUGGAUGCGCAGGGGAGAAAUGCUUUCAGCAUUGUAAAUUUUCAUCUGAUGGAAAAGCUAUUGAUGGGCCUUGGUAUCUGCAAGAGCCACUUUAUUUGAAAUGGAAACAGUGGGACUGCCAUAGUGACUGUCGCUACCACUGUAUGCUUGCCAGGGAGGAAGAAAGAUCACAGGCUGGUCACAAGCCUCUUAAAUAUCAUGGGAAAUGGCCAUUUCAGCGUGUUUAUGGGAUCCAGGAACCUGUUUCUGUAGCCCUCUCUGCACUAAAUCUUGCCAUUCAAUUUCAUGGAUGGGUAUCAUUUUUCAUCCUUAUAUACUACAAGCUGCCAUUGAGGCCAAAUAAGAAGGCAUUCUAUGAAUAUACUGGCUUGUGGCACAUUUAUGGGCUCCUCUCGAUGAAUGCCUGGUUUUGGAGUGCUGUUUUCCACUGUAGAGAUGUUGAGUUGACAGAGAAGCUUGAUUAUUCAUCUGCUGUGGCAUUACUUGGGUUUUCUCUGAUUCUAGCCAUAAUGCGAGCUUUCAAUGUGAGAGAUGAGGCUGCCAGGGUCAUGAUUGCUGCUCCAUUGAUCGCAUUUGUGACAACACACAUACUGUAUCUGAAUUUCUAUCAACUUGAUUAUGGUCUUAAUAUGAAAGUUUGCAUCGCCAUGAGUAUAGCUCAGCUUCUUAUUUGGGCAAUUUGGGCGGGUCUUACUCACCAUCCAUCUCGGUGGAAAUUGUGGGCAACAGUUGUUGGAGGAGGUCUUGCCAUGCUAUUGGAAAUAUAUGACUUCCCCCCCUACUGGGGUUAUGUGGAUGCUCAUGCCCUCUGGCAUGCCACCACCAUCCCUCUUGCGUAUCUCUGGUGGAGCUUUGUCAAGGAUGAUGCUGAGUUCAGAACAACAACCCUCCUUAAGAAAGUGAAGUAGCAUCUCUUUGCCUAGCACAAUCUGAUUGUGCCAUUAAUUUUAUCCAAAAUAUUACAUGAGCCUCUGAGCAUGCGUUCUUUCUCUUGACUUGUUUGCAUUUUUCUCAAAGGGCUGGUUCCUUUGUUCAUGCAUUCAACUUGGUGGCAUUGGCAUUGUUUCAACAGUAUGGGAUAGAUACUGUGAUGUAAGUCAUGUUCUAGAUUAGCAUUUGCCAUUUUCUUAGUGAAGUUUCUUGCUUGGUAUAGAAAUAACAAAACUCGUUGCAACUAAGUUUCUUUGUAAAUUUUGUUAUUUGCAUUACCAUGAGCUUUUCGUUCCGCUGGUUUACAGGGCCA
Messenger RNA from Tripterygium wilfordii, 1609 nucleotides. RefSeq names its product post-GPI attachment to proteins factor 3-like. Gene Ontology annotation, cellular component: endoplasmic reticulum membrane. Gene Ontology annotation, molecular function: hydrolase activity, acting on ester bonds. Lineage: Eukaryota; Viridiplantae; Streptophyta; Magnoliopsida; Celastrales; Celastraceae. The coding region runs from base 246 to 1274 and encodes 342 amino acids. Gene Ontology annotation, biological process: GPI anchor biosynthetic process. The record is from RefSeq and is a predicted model, not a curated record. The transcript is spliced from 5 exons.